AUGCUGAGCUCAGCCCUGAGCCCCCAGAAUGACACCUGGACUCAGCCCUUCUCUCUGCUUUUGGGUCUUGGCGCAGCCCUGUACUUGGGCUACUACUGGUCAUGUGUGCCCCAGAAGCCUCGAUUGGUGGCAGGGCCCCGGUUUUUGGCCUUCCUGGAGCAACACUGUCCAGUCACUGUGGAGACUUUCUAUCCUACACUGUGGUGUUUUGAGGGGAGGCUACAAACCAUCUUCAGAGUCUUAAUGCAGUCUCGGCCCUUAGUCUCUUACUGGAGUGAAGUCCUCCAAACCCCGGAUGGAGGACAGCUCCUAUUAGACUGGGCUGAGCAGCAUGACAGCAGUCAAUAUCCUGACCCUACCACCCAGCCCAUUGUAUUACUGUUUCCUGGCAUCACAGGCAGUAGCCAGGAGACAUAUAUCUUGCACCUAGUUAACCAAGCUUUGAGGGAUGGCUAUAGGGCUGUCGUAUUUAAUAACCGGGGCUGCCGUGGAGAAGAACUGCUGACUCACAGGGCCUUUUGUGCCAGCAAUACUGAAGAUCUGCAGACAGUCGUGAACCACAUAAACCACCGUUUCUCUAAAGCUCCGCUGCUGGCUGUGGGCAUCUCUCUUGGAGGGAUGCUGGUGCUGAACCACCUGGCGCGGACUGGGCAGGCUGCAGGGGUGGUGGCAGCACUGACUUUCUCUGUAUGCUGGGACUCCUUUGAGACUACUCGCUCCCUGGAGACUCCACUCAACUCACUGCUCUUCAAUCAGCACCUCACUGCUGGACUCUGCAGAUUUGUGGACCGAAACAGAAAGGUGAUUGAAAAAGUGGUGGAUGUAGACUUUGUGCUACAGGCGCGCACAAUUCGCCAGUUUGAUGAGCGCUACACAGCUGUGGCCUUUGGGUAUCAAGACUGUGUUACUUACUACCAAGCAGCGAGCCCAAGAACCAAGGUAGAUGCCAUCCAGGUCCCUGUGCUCUGCCUCAAUGCAGUAGAUGAUCCCUUUUCCCCAGCCAGUGCCCUUCCCCUGCAGGCUGCCCAACACUCUCCCCACGUUGCACUGCUCAUCACAGCCCGUGGUGGCCACAUUGGCUUCCUGGAAGGGCUGCUCCCCUGGCAGCACUGCUACAUGAGCCGCCUCCUGCACCAGUAUGCCAGAGCCAUCUUCCAGCACAAAGAGGAGCUGCUCAGCCUCAGAACUCUCCUACCUUCUGAAAGAGGCAGAACUGAUAGGAGCAUCAUUUAGGAUUUCAGUUCAGUCUUCUCUUGUUUAUUAAAUAACUUGUCUUGCCUAAA
Molecule: messenger RNA, 1283 nt
Organism: Orycteropus afer afer
Lineage: Eukaryota; Metazoa; Chordata; Mammalia; Tubulidentata; Orycteropodidae
Gene: ABHD1
Product: abhydrolase domain containing 1
Biological process (GO): medium-chain fatty acid biosynthetic process; medium-chain fatty acid catabolic process
Molecular function (GO): monoacylglycerol lipase activity; acetylesterase activity
Source: RefSeq, a predicted model, not a curated record